This is a messenger RNA of Syzygium oleosum, 1028 nucleotides long. RefSeq names its product dehydration-responsive element-binding protein 1A-like. Gene Ontology annotation, molecular function: DNA-binding transcription factor activity; DNA binding. The transcript has a single exon. Gene Ontology annotation, biological process: regulation of DNA-templated transcription. The record is from RefSeq and is a predicted model, not a curated record. Lineage: Eukaryota; Viridiplantae; Streptophyta; Magnoliopsida; Myrtales; Myrtaceae. The coding region runs from base 138 to 965 and encodes 275 amino acids.
CAGACUCACUCAGAUUCUCUGCGUCCUUCCCGCUCCGUAGGAAGGAACCGAGAGUCCAUCCAGCCUGUAUCCUCUUUAUCCAGUGUCCAGUUCCUCAAGUGGCAACAAUCCCCACGCUUCUUCACACAUGUAUAUAUAUGGAACCACUACCUCACUCCCUCCUAAUUCAUCACUACUCCAGCUUCAUCUCUCAUAUAAAUAGCCCUCCCACAUUAUCCACUUCGCUCGCUCAACAGCUUAUCACCCUUGCCCACUGCAGACCUGCUCCAAUGGACCCUUUCUCUUCCUAUUCCGAUCCCAACUCCUACCGCUUCUUCGACCUUGCCGAGCCGUCCUCGCCCUGGUCGCCGCUGUCCGAUGGCAGGAUCGUGGCGGCAGUGGCACUCGGGGGGCACUUUUCCGACGAGGAGGUGCUCCUCCUCGCGUCGCAUCACCCGAAGAAGCGCGCGGGGAGGAAGAAGGUCCAGGAGACGCGCCACCCCGUGUACCGUGGGGUGCGGCGUCGCAGCUCGGGCAAGUGGGUCUGUGAGGUCCGCGAGCCGAAAAAGAAGUCGAGGAUCUGGCUCGGCACGUUUCCCACCGUGGAGAUGGCGGCGAGGGCGCACGACGUGGCAGCACUAGCGCUGAGGGGCAGGUCUGCCUGCCUCAACUUCGCGGACUCCACGUGGAGGCUGCCCGUGCCGGCGUCGUCGGAUGCCAAGGACAUACAGAAGGCGGCGGCCAAGGCCGCAGAGGGGUUCCGGCAGGCAGUGUCCGAGGACGUGAUGUCCGGGGACGAGAAGAAGUUGCGUUCAGAAGAGGGAGUGUCAUAUGACGACGAGGAUAUCUUCGGGAUGCCGGGGUUGCUUGCGAAUAUGGCGGAGGGGAUGCUCUUGCCUCCGCCACAACGCAGCGGAGAUGGAUAUGGCAGCGCGGAUGACCGGAAUUUGGACGCAUACGUGUCAUUAUGGAGCCAUUCCAUCUAAUCACUUCUCAAUUCCACUUGUAGUUUUUGUUGAUAGGGAUCGACUUUGCUGCCGUACUUAUAA